This is a messenger RNA of Triticum aestivum (bread wheat), 2947 nucleotides long. RefSeq names its product increased DNA methylation 1. Gene Ontology annotation, biological process: negative regulation of DNA-templated transcription; regulation of transcription by RNA polymerase II. NCBI's taxonomy places the organism in Eukaryota, Viridiplantae, Streptophyta, Magnoliopsida, Poales, Poaceae. The transcript is spliced from 5 exons. Gene Ontology annotation, cellular component: nucleus. Gene Ontology annotation, molecular function: transcription corepressor activity; acyltransferase activity, transferring groups other than amino-acyl groups. The record is from RefSeq and is a predicted model, not a curated record. Bases 768 to 2735 code for a protein of 655 amino acids.
GUGUUGUAGACAUGACCCAUGUCCCCUUGGCCGCGGCUAAUAGAGUUCUAUCGAAUAUUUGGUAUAAGGCAGGUUAUAGUUGGACUUGGAUUCAAAUUGUGUGAAAACAGGGUAUGAAGUCGUAUCCUAAUAAAACACUUGUAUCCUAACCCUCGUAUAUAUGCGAAGGUAGACCCACGAUAUAAUCUACGCCGUCAUAAUAACCCAAACACGGAAGGGGGGCUGGCGGCAUGUGCCGGCACCCGGGUGGCCGGAGUCGGAGCGCCCAUAGUACAACCCCGGGAUGUAGCCCAACUCAACGUACCUCGUUAACAGAUCUCGGUGUCAUGCCUCUGUGAUUGUCUGAUCCUCGACAGAUGGACGGCACACCUCGGAUUAAUUCUGACAUUUAGUAGCACUUUCGACACUAUUUGGCACCAUCAUGGCAACAGCACUGGCCGUCGUCGCCAUGGCCAGACGCGUCUCCGAGUCCGGCUCGCGGCAGGUCGCCGCCGUCUCCGACUCUACUCCGGCCAUCUUCCUACUUUUCUUUUCACGAGAUUUUGUUUUCUUACCAAAAAAGAUUUCCUUAAAACCAGAAUCCCCGAGGCUUAUGUGUCCGACUCGCACGAGGUGUUUCGCUCGCGCGAUAUACCGGCUCGUAACCGACGCCAACACCCGCGAUCCGCCGGAAAAACUCGAGUUUGGUAGCAGUAUUCAUCUUCCCACCGCGUCCGCCGGCCGGAAGCAUCGCAUCUGUGUCCCGCGCCGGCGCCGGACGAACGAUCAUGGACAUCGCGGAGUACGUCGCGUUCAUGGACGGCGGCGGCCGGGGCCCGCGGGGUGACGAGCUGCGGCGGCGGGCCAGGGAGCACCUGCUCGCGUCCGGCUGGACCCUCUACAAGUUCGCCAAGUGCGACGGCCGCCAGGAGCUCCGCUACCGGGCGCCCCACGGCGCCUCCUACAUCUCCCUCAUCGUCGCCUGCAAGAAGUUCCAGCUCUUCACCACCGCGCCGCCGAGGACCCCCGCGGCCGCUCGCGGGAAGCCGCGUAGGAAGAGGAGCGCGUCGCCGGGUUGUUCGUCCGGGAAGGGGAUGGGGAAGGAGAUCGCUCGUGUGAUAGGCCCGAUCGGUGCGGAAAAUGGCGGCUGUAAGAGGGGGUUUGGCGACGGCGAGGAGGACGGGUGUGGGCCGGCCGUCGGCAAUCCGUUCGCCGGCGAGUGCCGCGCGAGGCACAGGAAGGUGAGGAGGGUCUCCGCGCUCUACGCCGACGACGCCCUCCAGAAGUACGCCGCCAAGAAGAGGAAGAAAGCGUCGGCGUCGGCGUCUCCCGCGGCGUCUCCCCAAAGCUCUGCGUCUCCCGCGGCGUCUCCCCAAAGCUCUGCGUCUCCCGCGGCGUCGCCGUCGCGCGUGCUGCGGCCGAGGCCCAAAGACGGCGACAAGGCAGAGGCGGCGGCGGCGUGCCGGCCGACCCGCGCGAGGACGAUCCUCGCGGUGCUCAUGGACAAGAAAAUCUUCCCCCCGACGGCCAAGAUGUCCUACAAGCGAUCCAGGGACGAGCCUCCGGCGAAGCAGGGCACGGUCACCGCGCAAGGGACCAUACGGUGCGCGUGCGGCUGCGGCGGCAAGGCCUUCACCGUGGCGGAGUUCGCGGCGCACGCUGGCGGCGGAUGCGGCGAUGACCGCCCGUCGGCGAGCGUGUACCUCAACGACGGCAGGUCGCUGUCGCAGUGUCUGGUGCAGCUGAUGCGCGCCCACGGCGGCGGCAGCAGCAGGGCCAUGGGCUCGCCGUCGCCGCGCGCGAGGCUGAAGCGCAGAUGCCCGCCCGAGCUGGGGGACGGCGACUGGGUGUGCUCCGUCUGCGCCGACUUCGGUGACAUGCUGAUCUGCGACUGCUGCCCGUCGACGUUCCACCACGGCUGCGUCGGCCUCGACGCCACCCCGCACGGGGAGUGGUUCUGCCCUUCCUGCCGGUGCGCCGUCUGCGGCUCCAGCGAGUUCGAGCUCGACGACGGCCAGUUCACCGACAAGACGGUGAUCUACUGCGACCAAUGCGAGCGAGAGUAUCAUGCCGGCUGCGUCAGGGGCAGGGGCGACCAGCUCGAGUGCUGCCCGGAAGGGCCAUGGCUCUGCGGCCAUGACUGCUCGAACAUUUUCCAGCGUCUGCAAGGGCUGGUUGGCAGAUCAAUGCCUACAUCAGCGGAAGGCGUGACCUUCACCGUGUUGAGAUCAACGAAGCUCCCCGAGGAGGAGGCCAUGGCGGCGGAGGAGCACGGGAAGCUGUGCGCGGCGUUCGACGUGCUCCAUGAAUGCUUCAUCACCCUCAUCGAGCCGCAGACGCGGACCGACCUCAGCCACGACAUCGUCUUCAACAGAGAAUCGGAGCUGAGACGGCUAAAUUUCCGGGGAUUCUACGUGGUCGGUCUCGAGAAAGGCGGCGAGCUCAUAACCGUGGGCACGCUCAGGGUGUACGGGAGGAAGGUCGCGGAGCUGCCGCUCGUCGGGACCCGGUUCGUGCAUCGCCGGCAAGGGAUGUGCCGCCUCCUCAUAAACCAACUGGAGAAGUUGCUUGGCGAGUUAGGGGUGGAGAGGCUCGUGCUGCCGGCGGUGCCCGAGCUUCUACCGACAUGGACCGGAUCCUUCGGUUUCCAGGCCAUGAGCCAUUCCGACAGGAUGGAGAUCGCGGAGCACACCGUCAUGUGCUUUCAGGGAACCACAAUGUGCCACAAGUUCAUCGUCAGCGCCGCGACUCCAUGAAGAUGAAACAUGCUGCUACUAUGUGCUAGAAAUCAAGAGUUCAGGAGAGGAUCGCUACACUGACAGACCGGUUGUACAUUAGUUUGGUACUAGUGCUGCACAUGUAUGAUGUAGGAUGUAGGUGAAAAGUUAAAGUCCAUUUUCUGUCGUGUGACUGAUGCAGUAAUUUGGACUUUUAUGAAGGAAAUUACUAGCGGAGAUCCUAUUAUUUA